AUGACACUGAUCUUGCUUCAUACAUUUAUUAUAAUGGCUAUACGAAACUAUGAAUCAAGCGAAUCUUCAAACAACAAUGGUAAUUCGAACGUAUUAGGUUAUCAAAUAACUUGUAGUUGUAUGUCAGUGUCGUCUAGCGUAUGCAUGCAAUAUAAUUGCGGCAUAACGGCACAACAAGCAAGUUGUUUUGCAGGUGCAAGUCUUAUUACGCUUGCCGAUGGUACAUUCAAAUCCUUAGCUGAUGUACAAAUUGGUGAUCAAGUACUUGUCAAUAAGAACAAUACAAUUGAGCCAAUCACAUCGUUCAUACAUGCCAAACGACAAGGUCUCUUUACCUUCCUUGCACUGCAAAUACAAUCGGUCGUAUCCAAUUUGUCUUCGACGAUAUUGGUCUCUGCUAAUCAUCUUAUUUUCGAUUAUGAUUCUGGCGAAGCAAGAUUCGCAGGAAAGUUUCGUGUUGGUGAUCGAGUUCAAUUUAUUGACAACAGUGAAAUCGUACCCGGUGAAAUAGUUCAUAUCCAACUAACAAAACAACAAGGAUACUAUGCACCAUUAACUCCAUCAGGUACUAUUAUUAUUGAUGGCGUUGUUGCUUCGAAUUAUGCAACAGUAAGCAAUCACGCAUUGGCUCAUCAAUUAAUGGGCAUAUAUCGAUGGUGGAUUGAUUUAGUCGGAGGAUCUAAAUGGAGCGAAGAAAUACCAUGGAUGUUACAAAUCAUGUUAAGUAUCGAACAAGUAAUUCGAUGGUUUGGUGGACAAGUAUUAAUAGAUAGUUAUGUAUGA
Molecule: messenger RNA, 783 nt
Organism: Rotaria socialis
Lineage: Eukaryota; Metazoa; Rotifera; Eurotatoria; Philodinida; Philodinidae
Source: the annotation of a GenBank genome assembly